This is a messenger RNA of Symbiodinium natans, 6153 nucleotides long. The record is from the annotation of a GenBank genome assembly. NCBI's taxonomy places the organism in Eukaryota, Dinophyceae, Suessiales, Symbiodiniaceae.
AUGUGCGGUCAUCGUCUGAGUGCGGUCUGGGUGCCUUUGCUUGGGUUCGCCUUGGCUGCGCGUCAAAGUGCGGGGCUUCUGUCCCUCGACUGGGCAGAGGCUGCAGAAGCCAGGCCAUGCACACCGGUGGAAGUUCUGAGAGCCCUGGGCUGCUUCCGGUGGGUGCAGCCGAGCAGCCCCAUCACAGCUCUGUGGUACAUGUGCGAGCACCCGAGCCCCAGAAGUCUCAAGUUGCACAACAUCACAGCAAAGCCUGCCACAGCCGUAGCCGACCUUUGCUGCAGAUGCUUCGCGAAGUUUGCGCUGGUCCAACGCGCACUCGUUCAAGAGUCGGCUCGUGUCAAAACCAAGCUGCUUGUGGAGGAGGGGACACUGAGAAACCUUUCUGCGCAGCUUGCUUCGCCCCUGAUCUUCGGAAGUCCAGCCAGAUAUGACGAGGCGCGAGUUGCUUCCAAACAGUUCAAGAGCAUCUUCGGACACUUCUUACGAGAUGCCUGGUCUUUGUCGACCUCGCUGUUGGCUUUAGUGGAGGACAGCACUGACUAUGAUAUUCGCACACUUGAAGGUUUGGUCGCUGAUGCCCUAAUUCUUGCGCGCAUCAAUGCGGGUGAUCUGCGAGAGCUGCUGCUACAGACCGGAAACGUCUGUUUGCCCAACAUCUUCCAACGAAGUUGCACCGCCGACCACCUGGAAGUGUUCCACUUGUUUCCCCCCAUUGCUGGGCCUGAACCAAAGGAUCAUGCACUGGAUUUCCUAGGCAUUGCCACUAACAUCGCCGCGGUAUGUGACGAUCAGAUGCCAGCACUGCUGGCACCCACGAGGACUUUGGACUGCAUUUAUCGCCGAAUGGCGCUGCCGAGCACCCGGUUCUGGCCAUUCCUUGAUGAAGAAUACUUUGAGUGGAAGGACAUCUUGGAGACGGCACUUCGUGCAGCCCGGGAGGGCCGUAGCCUCCGCAUGGCCGAGGUUGGGUCUGGGCCGCACGCAAUCUGGGCAACUCGUGCGGCCAAGGCUUUUCUGCGUCAUGCAGGGCCCGAAGCAGGCUGCGAGCUGCUGUUGGUGGAGCCCUUCGACUUAGGAGAUGGCUCACAACUUAGUCAGCACGUUGCUCGCAACUUGCCGGAGGGCCGGUGCAAGUUGGUGGUCGAGACAGCUCCCAUCAACUCCGGCAAGCAGCUCGAGGCCAUUCUGGAGCCUGGUGACCCUUUUGACCUCGUCGACAUUGAUGCUCAGGGUGCAGAGCAUGCGAUGCUGGAGGGCAUGGCUUCCUGGCUUGCGGGCCUCCCAUACAUGCGAACAGUGGAUGAGGUCCGCAGCUGGGCCAAGGGAGCUGCCGCUUGGGGCCUUUGUGAACUGAUUGCUGAUGUGCAGAACUCUGGGUCCGUGUUCCAGGUCGCCUCUCUGUACAACUGCUUGCAGAUGCAGGAACCUGGUGACUCCCCGGAGGAUGGUGUAACUUGCUACGCUGAGACCACAACGCAGGGUUCAGUUUGCGCGAUAGCCUGCCCUGCUGCCACCGUUUUCCGGAAUUACUUCCUGAAUGGCGUUGGGCAGGGUCGCGGGCAGCAGUUGGACACGCUCACGCACAUUGGCGAUCUUGUUGGGAAUCGAAAAGAAGGCUACUGGGUUCUGAGGAAUGGCUUCAUGAUGCCCAGGCCUGGGGGAAAGCUGAUUGACCUCGGCGAGAGGCUUGCAGCUGAUCAAAUUCUCGCGGAUGACGUGGCCAGUCGAGUCCGAGUAGGGGUGCACUGGGACACGCAGGUUCUUCUGGACGACAUCUCGCACAACGUUUGUCAGGUGUGCUGCUCUGCGCCGGCUGUUGCACUUUCAAAGAUUGUGAAGGCACAGCACUGGGCGCCAUUUGCCGUUAGCUUGCUAACCGGCGCGUAUGAUGCCACGCUGGCAGUGGGUGCGACACUUGCUGCGAGGCGGCGGCAGCGCGUGAAGGUGUUUCUCACCGCAAUUGGAGCUGGAGCUCUAGGCAAUAGGCCUAGCUGGAUCUACCAGGCUCUUGACAGAGUCUUGGAAGCAUACAAAUCAGCUCCUUUAGACGUGUACUUGGUUCACUUCUCCCGGACAGACAAGUUUGAGAGGCUGCAGGGUAGCCGGCCGGAGCCAGUUCCGCGCAACCGAAGCUCGCUGGACGACCGGGUUGCUGCCAUGCAAAAGGAGGUUGGAGAGGCCAACAUGCUGCACAAGACGCAGCGCUAUCCCAUGAUGGGCUCGCCAACGGCUGCCCGUGACAACAUGAGCAUGAUGAUCGCCAAGGCCUUCGCAUACUUUGACUCCAAUGGUGAUGGUGUCAUCGACAUCGAUGAAUGCACCUACAUCUUGCGAAGCCUUGACCCGGCAUUCUUCACGCAGGAGAAAGUCCGGCAUCUCGCUGCCAAGGCCGAUGCGGACUGCGAUGGCUACAUUCACUAUGCUGAGUUCAUUGCCUGGAUCUUGGAUUCCGACUCUGUGAUGACCUCGAGAGUGUUGGCAGCCUCCUCCUUUGUUGCAGAGGGCAUGCCCGAUGGCAUUCUGCCGGAGUCACCACUCAAGCUCGCGUCGAGGAACCGACCAGCCACCACGGGUGAAACAUCGUUCUUUGAGCAGAAAACUACUUUGGGUGACUCCGGGUUUUCGGUGUCCGCCAAGCGCCGGACGCUUUCCACUUUCCAGGGCCAAUUGCGAAUCGCACGGUCAGGAAAGGGGGCAUGCCUUGCCAACGGGCUUGCCAUGUUUGUUGACCUGCUGCUGAGCACAUGUUCAGCACGGGAAUGGCUGCAUGUGAAUUCGCUUUGGAGCAAGACGGUGGAGGCGGGUUGCGGAGCGACGUGUUGUCUCGGCAUCCAAUCCAAAGCAGACCUGUGCAGGCUAGUGGUCGUGGCCAGGCUCCUGCUGGAAGAUAUCGGAGUCUGGGAAACUCUGCCCCUGCACAAGCUCUUCGUCUUGCAGGAUCCACCGCCCACGUUCGCAGAGGAACGGGUCUGCGUCGUGUGGACUUGCCCAGGCAUGCUUCGGCGGGCUCGUGCUGCGCAAGGCAAGGUGAUCAAGCUGGCAAUCGACGGAAAGCAGAGCAUCCUGAACAAUGGGUGCACCGUCGUGACUGUUAGUUUUCUGGUCUGCAGCGAGCAGGUGCGGCAGACCAGAGAAAGUGGCGCCCGGGCAAACAGCCGCCCGAGCGCGCACACGCUGACCCAGGAACCGCUAGCACAAGCGCUGAUGAACACGGAGGCGGAACCCAACAUCUCGCAGCUCCUGCACACAGUGGUCAAUGUGACAGACAGAUUCUGCGGCCUUGACCUGGUCCACAAUGUCUGGCAAGUCCACAAAGACUAUGCCAAGGGCAUCGAGGCCUCCCGCCUCAAAGUGUUCCCUUGCGCUCGACCUUGUGAUGACUACCCUCAUAUGCGGCGAGCGUCGCAUAGCGUGCUCGCCAGCAUGCUCUCGCCGAAGGACGUUGCAGCGGAGGACGACGGCAGUCCCAGGUUGGAUAAGGCCUUCCCCUGCCUUGCGUUUGCGUGCGAGUGGCAUAGAGGUGUAGAGGUCAGGUUCAUGUUGCGAGACCGCGUCCUCUGCAGGCAGACAAAGCGAGCCGGGGCCCGGUCUCUCCAGCUGCUGGAGAAAGCGAUAAAGCUCAGUCGCUUCUUGCCGACUGUUAUUCUCUUUGAUGCGGUGUGGCAGCUGACCUUUUCGUGGUUGGAGACUGUGAGCAAGAAAGCCACGACCUACUUGAAGCAGACGUACUUUCACAAGGUGCCAGCCUCGAGCCUUCGCAAGCAGAUGCACGUAGGGCAACCAGUUUGGAAGUCCGAGGAGGCCAGUUGCUGGUUCGCCGGCUUUUGGGCAGGCGUAACUGGCACAUACCCAGGAAGCGGGUCCGGGACGCAAUCUUUGGAAAGCUUCCACUCGUGCUGGCAGGCGCAGGUCUCGUCCAGGGUGAGGACAGCUCCGACCGACAUAUUCCAGGCAAUGGAAGACUUGUACGAGACCGACUGGUGCAAGAAAUUCAGCUGGGAGGAGGCUCGAAGCUUCCUGACGUGGCCGGACCGUCCCGCACUGGAUCUAUUAAACAGCAGCAUGCUGCGCACUGCGGGGCGGUCACCUGCGGCCAACUUCUGGGACCAGCGCGCAAAGAAGCUGACGGGUCUGCGCAAUUAUUUCCAGAUCUGGCGACGCGCGGACAAAGCAUCUGCCAAAACGCAGAGCCCGGACGGCGUCACUACCUUCUGGAUAAUGCGGUGCAAACGUCACCAGGGGCAGAUGCCUGCUGAUGCCAGCAUUAGCCAAUCCACGGCCGAGACCGUCGCAAACCUGCUGUCCCUCGAGGGGCCAGAUCUUGAGCGGUUGCUCGCCAGGUGCGGCAUAGCAGAGGGAGACGCAGACUCAGACAAGCAGCGCCUCAAUGCGGAUGCGGCGCUUGAGCCGCGGUCGAGCAGGCCUCCCUCUUUCUGGUGCUCCCGCUCCCUGCGCCUGAGCCCGCGGACGAGCAGGCUUCGUGUGCUGGUGCUCGCGCUCCUGCGCCUGAGUCCCCAGUCCAGGCCCCUGCGCAAGGAGCCCAAUGAGUGCCAAUGGCAGACCCUUGACCAUCACGGUCGAGAUGCCUUCUUUUGGCUGGUCUGCAGCCUCCCGGAUGACAGGACCUGCCCCUUCCAGCGCUGUGCAAACAAGAUGCCGUCGGCACUCCUGUCGUCGGCGCAGAAAGAUAUCAUUGGCUCGCAGGCAAGAGACUACACUGCCUUGGUCCGCCAGGUGAAAGAUAUCUUGCCACAGUUCAGCGACGACCAGGUGUGCGAUGCCCUCGUGCAAUGCAACGAGGACAUAAGCCAAACAGUGGAGCUGCUCAUGAGUCAGCAGCCCACUUCAAAGCAGUCAAAGAAGAAAGAAAAGCACAAAAAUCGAGAGGCCCGAGCACAGCCCGAGGCUGAAAGAACAGAGGCCACCUUCGAGGCUGCUGCGCAAGACGACAAGCAGUACGCGGAUGAGGCCGUCAACGAGCCCAGAGAAGAUAGGCCAAAGACUGCCGCAGAGAAAGAGGCAGCCAAGCUAAGAAAGAAGCUCCGAGAAAUAGAGCGCAUCGAGGACAAGGUUGCAAGAGGCGAGAAGGUCGAUCCCUUGCAGCUGCCGAAGCUUGACAAGAAGAGGGAGACCGAAGCAGAACUCCGGGCAGCAGAGCAAAAAAUCCUUCAAGAGGAGGAGGAGCGGAGAUACCAGGAAGAGCAGCUCAGAAAACAGGAGGAGUUGGAGCGCGAGGCGGAAGCGGAGCGGCGGCGGCAGCAGGAUGCCUACGCACGGCAGGCUGCGGCCCGAGUUCUGCCGGAACCACUGCGGCAUCCGUCGUGGUUAGUGUCCGGGGAGUCCGAGAUUUCUCAGCCAGCAGCAAUGCCCGAGGCUUCACAUGAUCCGCAUCAGCACAUGCGGAACGAGCUCCUGAACAUGCUGCACAAACCUCAGGAAAGCAAAGGGAUGUUCACGCAGUCGGAGCAGACAGCCAGCCACCUUGGUGGAGGCUCCUACACACGUGGCCCGCAGCAGACGAACGGAGAAGACUAUCGCCACAGCUACCGGUCAGAGCAGCAGGCAUACCAGCGACCGUACAGCCAGCAGCAGUACGGCAGCUAUGACCAAUACGGGCAGCAGUACGGCAGCCAGCACUAUGGCAAUCAGCAGUAUGGCCACCAGCAGUCCAGGCAUCACGACUGGAAGCAUGAAGAUUGGCGGCAGCGCGGCUCUUGGAACAAGGAGGUGCCGCAGGAGAAGCCUCGACCAGAGCUUCCAGAAGAUGAAGCGCCAAAAGCAGACUGGGCCAACAUGUACUCCACGCAGUUGGAUAUUUCCAGCAUUCCGGCAGACAAGCGUGCGGAAGCCGAAAGGAUUGCCAAGGAGAUCGAGCAGAACUCCGGCGGAGGUGAUGGCUGGGAGCGCCCAGACGGAGGCCAAGGUAGCCGGGCCAACGGUAAGGGCGACUACAGCGGAAAAAAUGGAAAGGGCUACGGCUACGGUAAAAGCAAGGGAAAGAAAGGAGGCAAAGGCGGCAAAGGAAAGUCUCCGCACUGGAGCAAAGAUGGGCCUGGCAGAUCUGAAUGGCAGCCCAAGCACGAGGACUGGCAGCCCAAGGCGGAUGAGUGGCAGGCCAGCAAAGCAGAUUGGGGCCCGCCUGGCUUGUAG